Messenger RNA from Larimichthys crocea (large yellow croaker), 1173 nucleotides. It is a transcript of the gene arl3l1, whose product is annotated as ADP ribosylation factor like GTPase 3, like 1. Gene Ontology annotation, molecular function: GTP binding; GTPase activity. The coding region runs from base 232 to 795 and encodes 187 amino acids. The record is from RefSeq and is a predicted model, not a curated record. NCBI's taxonomy places the organism in Eukaryota, Metazoa, Chordata, Actinopteri, Sciaenidae. The transcript has 6 exons.
CCACAGCGACGCUGAGGAGCAAUUGACGCCCAGGUAGACAUUACUAUCACAUACAAAGAUAACACCUAACCCUACCUAAGUUUACAGAGGAAAAAUAGGGAAGGGAGUAGAGGCUGUUGGUACCUUUUCUAGAUAGCUAACCUGGGUGACCUGGAUAGCUCAUACACCUGUGUGAGCUUCACUGGAAAUGUAGCUGCAGUCCUCCAGCCAAGCCACAGGAAACACGCCACCAUGGGAGAAGCUCAAAAGGGCUUACUCUCUGUCAUUGAGAAACUGAAGGGAUCCGCAGAGCAGGAGGUCAGGAUAGUGCUUCUGGGGUUGGACAACGCCGGCAAAACCACCCUGUUGAAGAGCCUGGCCUCUGAGGAUGUGAACACCAUCACACCAACACAGGGCUUCAACAUUAAGAGUGUUGCCUCACAUGGCAUGAAACUCAAUGUUUGGGACAUCGGAGGACAGAGGAAGAUCAGACCCUUCUGGAAAAAGUACCUGGAUAACACAGACCUGUUGAUUUAUGUUAUUGACAGUGCAGACAAGAAGCGGUUUGAGGAGACGGGACUGGAGCUGUCUGAGCUGAUUGACGAGGAGAAUCUAAAGGGCGUUCCAGUGCUCAUCUUUGCCAAUAAACAGGAUCUGGCCACAGCGUCACCAGCCAGUGAGAUCGCUGAGGGACUCAACCUGCAUACAUACCGGGACCGUGAAUGGCAGAUUCAGGCCUGCUCAGCUGUGUCUGGGGAGGGAGUUCAGGAUGGCAUGAACUGGAUUUGCAACAACAUAGUGAAUAAGAAGAAGUGAACCAGCAUCCAACCAGUCAAACAGGGAACCAGCUUCACAUAAGGGAAUAAAUAAACAAACAUCAACACACCUCACCUAUGACAGGUCCUGCUCCUCCCCCCUCACAGAUUUGAAUGACAGUUCUGUUUUUACAAUUUGUGUAAUUUUUCUAAGUAUUUUGCAAAUGUAGCUAAUUUAAAGACUGCUUUUUAGCUACAAUAAGUGAUUAUUAAUCAUUGUUAUAUCGUUAAAAUGUAUGUUCCCCUUAUCCCAAGGAUCCUUGUCUGGUGAAUUUGUGUGCAUUAAACCAAGCUGAGUGUGUAGACAUGUAGAUCUGUUGGGGUUUGUCAGUUACGUAGACAUCAGUUCAGUGUGAGUGUAUGUGUUUUGAGAUUUUUG